Fusarium keratoplasticum is the source of this 1548-nucleotide messenger RNA. RefSeq lists its product as uncharacterized. Gene Ontology annotation, molecular function: amino acid transmembrane transporter activity. Gene Ontology annotation, cellular component: membrane. The record is from RefSeq and is a predicted model, not a curated record. The transcript has a single exon. The coding region runs from base 1 to 1548 and encodes 515 amino acids. Gene Ontology annotation, biological process: amino acid transmembrane transport. NCBI's taxonomy places the organism in Eukaryota, Fungi, Ascomycota, Sordariomycetes, Hypocreales, Nectriaceae.
AUGCUCCUCGAGUCGUCGUCCGACGAAAAGUCGCCUCGGGCGAGCAACGAGAAGAAGAUCUCUCCCACUCGAGAGGAUGUCGAGACUGGUGAGAGCGGUCUUGACCGUGGCAUGAACUCUCGUCACCUUCAGUUCAUCGCCAUCGGUGGUACCAUUGGAACUGGUCUCUUCCUCGGUGUCGGUCCUGCCCUCGCCAAGGCUGGUCCCGUCUCUCUCCUCAUCGCUUUCUUGUUCAUGGGUUCGGUUGUCUAUGCUGUCAUGGUCAGCUUGGGCGAGAUGGCUUCGUAUAUCCCCAUUGCCGGUUCCUUCACCUCGUACGCUGCUCGCUUUGUCGACCCUAGCAUCGGCUUCGCCAUGGGUUGGAUCUACUGGUUUAGUUGGUCCAUCACAUUCGCCCUUGAACUUACCGCCGCCGGAAUGAUCAUCCAGUAUUGGGACAGCAGCCUCAGCAUUGGCAUCUGGAUCGCUGUCUUUUGGUUCAUCUUUACCGCUCUCAACUUCCUCCCUAUCCGCUGGUUCGGUGAGGUGGAGAUGUGGUUCUCUAUGAUCAAGGUUAUUACCAUUAUCGGCUUCAUCAUCUUCUCCAUCUGCAUCAAUGCUGGUGUGGGUAAGGAGGGUUAUCUUGGCUUCACUUACUGGAAGAACCCCGGCCCCUUCAACACUUACAUGGAUAUCGAGGGCCCUACCGGUCGCUUCGUUGGCUUCUGGGCUGUCCUCGUCACUGCUGGAUUCAGUUACCAGGGAACUGAGCUCGUUGGUGUCGGUGCUGGUGAGACAGCCAACCCCCGCAAGGCCAUCCCUGAGGCCAUCCGCUGGACCUUCUGGGGCAUCUUUGGCCUGUUCAUGGCCACCGUCUUCUUUGUCGGCAUCAACGUGCCCUCCAACGACCCAGCUCUCGAUAGUGGUGCUACCGAUGCCUCUGCCUCGCCUCUCGUCAUUGUGGCCAUUCGUGCAGGCGUGAGCGUUCUUCCUGACAUCAUCAACGCUGUCCUCCUGACAGCUGUCCUCUCGGCUGCCAACUCCAACGUCUACUCGAGCAGCCGUAUCAUGGUGGCCCUGGCUGAGGACGGUCUUGCCCCUGCCUUCAUGAAGCGCACCAACAAGUUCGGUACCCCCUACUUUGCCGUCGCUUCCUGCUCUGUCCUGGGUCUUCUCGGUUUCAUCAACCUCUCAUCCAGUGGUGAGACCGUCUUCAACUGGCUGCUCAACAUCAGCGCCACAUCAUGCUUCAUCACCUGGGUCCUCAUCAACGUCUGCCACAUCCGGUUCCAGAAGGUGAUGCGCGUGCAGGGCAUCCCCCGCUCCGAGCUGCCCUACCACGCUCCCUUCCAGCCCUACCUGUCGUACUACGGCGCCUUCUUUGUCGCCCUCAUCACCCUCACUUGCGGCUUCACCGUCUUCAUCGAGUGGAACACUGGCGACUUUUUCUCCAACUAUGUCAGCCUGAUGCUCUUCUUCGUGGCGUAUCUCGGACACAAGAUUAUUCGUCGGACCAAGGUUGUGCCCCUUGCUGAAGUUGAUCUUAGCAAGGGACGAUCGGAUAUUUGA